GGGGCCGCUCGCUGCCUCAGCGCUGGGGGUGGGCGGCGCGGUGCGGCGCGGCGGGCUGCGGGGUGAUGGAGCCGCGGGCCCUCGCCCCGCCACGCAGCGCCCGCUGAGGCCCGGCCGCCGCCACCGCCAUCGUCCCCGGGGAAAUGGCCACCGAGCCCCCGCGGCCAGCGGAGGAGGCCGAGGCCCAGCCGCCGCUCGGCGCCGCCCCGGGCCCGGCGGCGGCUGUGGAGGGCGGCGGGCGGCGGCGGGGGCUGAACGGCUGCGUGCCGCUGUCGCACCAGGUGGCCGGGCACAUGUACGGCAAGGAUAAAGGCGGUAUACUGCAGCAUCCAGAUGGGACUGUCCUGAAGCAGCUGCAGCCACCACCUCGAGGUCCCAGGGAGCAGGAGUUCUACAACAAGGUUUAUGACUCUGACUGUUGCGACAGCAUUCUUCUGGAGCUGCGGGAGUAUCUGCCAAAAUACUUCGGUGUCUGGUCACCACCUACUGCACCAAAUGAUAUGUAUCUAAAACUGGAAGAUGUGACCCGUAAGUUUAAUAAGCCUUGCAUAAUGGACGUAAAAAUAGGGCAGAAAAGUUACGAUCCGUAUGCUUCAGCUGAGAAGAUACAGCAGCAGGUCAGCAAGUACCCGCUGAUGGAAGAGAUUGGCUUUUUGGUACUUGGCAUGAGGGUUUACCAUGUCUCUUCUGACAGCUACGAGACGCAAAACCAGCACUACGGAAGGGGCUUGACGAAGGAAACAGUAAAGGAUGGCAUCGCCAAGUUUUUCCACAACGGGUACUGCCUGAGAAAAGACGCGAUUGCUGUUAGCAUUCAGAAGAUUGAAAAAAUUUUGGCGUGGUUUGAGGGCCAGAAGCAACUCAACUUUUAUGCAAGCUCGUUACUGUUUGUUUAUGAAGGUUCGUGUCAGGCAACAACCGUGCGAUUGAGCGAUGUCACCUUGGCAGAGAAGAGGGGAGUGCCCAAAGGACUGUUAUCAGGUGGAGACAUACUGGAGUAUAAUAACAACAUUCAUGUAAUAAAUUCUACAGAGAAUGGAAAAAUUGAGGCCUCCGUAAGUAAAGGCUUGUCCAAAUUUUAUGCACUUCACAAAAAGGCAUACUCUAAGAGGCACCACAGUCAGCUCUCGCUAAAAGUUGAAAACUUGGAGCAAGACAACGUGUGGAAAAGCAGCACUUGCAUCACACAGGAGCAUCUGAAUGGAAAUGUUAUACCCCAACUGGAAAAAGUUUUCUGUCACAUGCCAGCAGAGAUCAAGGAAAGCGUAAACGUAGAAGUGCGAAUGAUAGAUUUUGCUCACGUGUUUCCUAGCAACACAAAGGAUGAGGGAUACAUUUAUGGUCUGAAAAAUUUAAUCACAGUACUUCAAAAUAUUUUGGAUAACUAGAUUCUUUGUUAUGGUUUUUACUGGGGGCCAACGAUAAUGAAGAGCAACAACAUGACGAAUUUCUGCACUUGUAAUGCUGUAUAACUGGGUUUGUAUUGUUCUACUCUAUUUUAUUUGUCUUUGUACUUUUGGUAGAAGGGUUUAACUUUUUAUAAUCUCACUCAGGAAAAUAAUUGGUAGUUAAUUGGGGAAUGCAAAAGGGUGAAGAUACUUGAGAUUAUGCAGGAUAGGCAAAUUGGUAGGAUGCAGCGUAUUUGGCUGGCUGAAAUCCAAGGAGUACAGUUGUACAAUAAGCAGGGGUUGUGUUAGUUCCCAUAACAACUUCAGCUUAGAUAACAUUUGCUCACUUAGCCUUGACACUGAGCCAUAUCUCCAUUAACAGGUUUUUAGAAAACGGACUGAAAACUAUGAAGUACGGGACUGAUGUCCUCAGUACUGCCCUCUUGUGUUUACUGUAUUCGAAUAACUGGAGUUAACCCUGUUUUGAGAGAAAUCCUGUUUAGAUUCAGUCAUCUAACCUGGGAACCAGCGUAUCAAAAAGUGCUUCUCAAUGUAACGGGGCGAUGUCGCUGUUCUUCUAACCCUGCUGUGGGCGCUUCCCCUCUCAGUGGUUGUCUGUAGCCGAUGUUUAUUGCAGGCAAGCUGUGAUGUAAUUUGUGUUGAGGUGCUAAGAAAAUGCUGGACUAAAAUGUGGUAACAAGUUUAAACUGCACAACUGCUAGAGAAACUUUCUGAGAAAAAGUGAAGAAAAAAAAAUGAGCGUGAGAUAUUCCAGGAACUAAUUUGGUUUAGGAGAUUAAGUCAAUCUGUUAAUGGAGCAUCUGAUGUUGUGACUAAGGGAAAUGCUUCACUCCUUUGUUCUGAUGGCCCUUCUCCAAAAAACGUUGCUUUUAAAAGCAAACUAAUUGAACGGGGAGAUGAAGCAUUUUGUGUAAGCAUACAGAGAUUUCCUCAAGCCGUUUGCCACUUGUAUUUUUGCAAGAAGCAUUCCAGGUUCCAACCGCCAGGGAGCACCAGCUGGAAGCGAUGAGCGAUGCGGAUGAAGGACCCUGUGCUGUGAAGAUGCAGUCAAGCCCUGGAGCAACCAGACGAACCUCCGUGGGUUUCAAUGGAGUCGUGGUUCUGUUACCCUGGGCUAAAGCAGCUUUUUUUUUUUUUUUAAUUAACACCCAAGCAAGCCGUAUGAUUUGAAAGUUGUCCCACUUCAUUCUUUUUCACAGGAAAAAUUAAGGCUUUCAUAUGGAAUACUUGAGGUUGGGAUGAUGGUGUGUCUCCUCUGUAUGCUGUGUACGUGGCUGUCCUAACAUGCACGUGUAGUCAGCUAUACACAAGUCACGUCGGAGCGUGAUCCGUAAAGUAAGAUUUUAAUGCUUUAAGCAAGCCCCACGAGUAAAACUUUUUAGAAUGGAUUCGGUCAUUGGCAACAUACAGCUUUUAAGUGUGGACUUCAUGUGACAUUGUGGCCUUGCUGCUCUCUCUGUGAUGUUCUGCACUAUGCACUCCUCUGUGUAUGCAGCUUUGCAUGUUCUUGAUUUGACAUCUGUUUUCUAUGUCAGAGACAAACACUUUUUGAACAAAUACGCCGUUUUAAAUAAAGCUGAAAUUUUAGCUCCUUUUUAGAUCCUGGGUUAAUUGGAAGAAACAGGGUAUCAUGCGUAGAACUACAUUAUUUAAGUGUUAGACCUAAUAUUGGCCAAUACACUGAGGAGUUGAAGCAAUCAGUUAGCAACACAAUGUUCUGAAGCAUAGGGAAAGAUGCUUGCAGGAGGGGCAGUAUCAUUGUGUUGAAAUUUUUACGCAAAUUAUGGUGAAGGCUGAGGGGAAAAUUAUCAGGAAGAUAAAGUAUUUUUUCCACCUGCUAUUUCCAUUGCACUAUAUAGUUAAUAUAUUCCCAACUCUCUGUGAACUAAUUUAGCCAUAUUCUAGGAAGAGUUGGUGGUUUUGUUUGCUUUAAUGCUGGGUUGUGUGUUAUGAUGUUGUUGUUUUAUCCCGUAACUAGUCAACACUAGGGUAGUCUAGGCUGAUAGUGGCCAUGUAAUAAAAAGUCACAAUGUUUUGUAGAAAAUACAGGGGAAAACAUUUUUACUUCUGAAUUUUUGUCCUCUGUAAUUCAUCUCUUCUGGAUUUUAAUCCAUUUUUUGUGCCAGAGAAUUCAGACAUCUGCCUCAAAGGAGUCAGUUAUUGGAAAAUGACCUGUAUGCUCUUAGUGUAAGCGCAUUCUCCUGUCUCUGCUUUAAGAUAUGUCUUCAGUGUUUGAAUGCUCUUUAAGUAUUGAUUGUUGUGUUGACUAUGGCAGUGUUUGUAAUGCACCUGGAAUAUUGUUAAACUGUCAGAUUAUUUUGAAUAAAAAAAAAUAAAUCAUUUUAUCAUUUUUUUUUUUACUGGUAGUACAUUAUGGAUGUAUUUCUGUUAAUUUAAAAUGUAGCUUGAGAGAUAACAGUAUUUUUAAUUGGAAGUUGUGUAAAUAAAGCUUGCCAUAGAGGUGUUUUGGCAUAGUACCGAAUGUGAAUUUAAGCCCACAAAGGCAUUAUGUUCACAUUGUUCUUGCACACUUUAGAUUUGGUGUUUGUAGUGUCUUGUAUCUGAUCAGAUCAGAUUGUUUUCAGUUACAGUUGGAGAUGUUUCACAGAAUUAAUUAGAAAAUGUAAAGGGAGACGCUGGACACUAAAAGUAUGUAUUCCCUUCGAUCUCCCUCCCUGCCAGUGAUGCCUCUUGUUUGUUCUCUGUGCAAAACGUACAGGACAGGCAACAGCUACGUGGACAUCUUCACAGAACUGGUAACGAGGCUGAUAGGUAUUUCUGUCCAAUAAAGCUGAAAGCAGGUCUCUUCCCCAGGCUGGCGUGGUAUUCGAGUGCUGUUGUCGUUGAUGAAACCUGUCUGUUUUGAUUUUAAGCAAUAAGAGUUUGAUUUAGCAGAAUCAAUUGUCAAAAGGGAAGAUGCAUGGAAGCAUUGUCAUUCAUGUAUUCUCUGAGAAUAUACUUAUUCUGAAGACUUUCUACCUGGGUGAUUGUGAGAAUUGUGUAUAGGCUUACUUAAGGAGAGUUUGAAUUGUAUACAGUUUUGUAAAAAACAAAAACAACAUAAGUAUUUACAUACAUGGUAUUUUUGGAUAUGGGUGGAAUUUGUUGCAUAAAGUACAUUGGAAAAAUUAUACCAUUAUGAAACAUGUAAAGUAUUUUAACCAAAUCAUUUUAUGAACUAAAACUGAGACUUAUUGUGAUUCACAUGAACCUUGUACUGUUUUCUAUUUUUCUGCUGUAGUGCAUAGCCAGACUGUUCUUUUCUGUAACUCUACAGUUUCAUGGAGGAACUUUUAAAGUCUAAGUCAGUGGAUUAAGAAACCACUAAUUCCCUUUAGUUUGAUUAACAAAGUGCACAUGAUUUUGUUUAAGUAAUUUUAGCUUACCAUACAUCUAGAGCUCCAGCAGCACUCUCACCUGCCGCGAGCUCAGGCUGGUUUGAGCCUGGAUCACACAGUACUGAGCAUGAGCCUAUAACAGCAGCACAGGGAAGACAUGACCUGCACUGGCAUGUCACCAGUGGUGUUCACAGCCCAAGCUUACAAACCAUUCUCAUUGUUUUUUAACUUCAUGACGUUAACCAUUGUCAGGUAUAGGAAGACAGUGGUAGGACUGUUUAAAGUUACUUGUUGUUCAUUCUCCUCUUUUUUUUUUUUUUUUUCUCUCCAAGUAAGCUUUCCUCCAGAGUGCCUUCUUCAGUCCUUGCUCUGGUACCACAGGUGACCUCCUAGCAUCAUUGUAGAAUAAUUUAAAAUGAAACUUUGAUUUCCUAAACAAAACAACAACAACAAAACACUCGUGCCCCGUAACUGCUCUUAAAGUGCAGGUAUUGAAAAAUGCCAUCAAAAUGCCUCAAUGUGGGAAAUGCAAUUUCCCUUUUGCACUUUCUACCGUGAAGAAGUAGAAGUGGAAUUUUAGUACAGAACAUACUUUGGAGAUUAGAUAGUAGGUUUUGUGAUAUUUGCUUGUGUGUGUUUUCCAGAGAACAUUUUGGGGGCAAGGUGAGUGACAGCCAAACCGUGCACGAAGUUUUCCUUUUCUUACUGCAAUUAAUGUUGAGGCUUGGGUUUAAGAAGGUAGUGUAGUGGGAAGUGGUGAAAGUUCGUAAGAAGCACAGGACGGCUGGUCAGUUCUGCAGUGCAGAUAAUCCUGAUAUGAUCCAAAGGCUGUGAAGUCUUCAAGUAUCUCUCGGGUAGGCUGAUGCUGUCCACCUAUAUUCAUCAAAUUACAACAGGCUGUUGCAGGAUGCUGUUUGUAACGUACAUUCCUCUCCAUAGUUGCAGGCCAGAUGCUGCCUUUACUGUUUUUGUGGCAAUCUGUAAGUGAAAGCUGCAGAGAAGGUCGUCAUCAAAAGGACAAAUGUGAUUAUUUUAGCAGUGUUUGAAAGGGGAGACAAGGAAGACAGCUAAGGAUUACACAACAGAAAACAUACUUCCAGAAACGGCUUCUGUGGUCUUGUUUAAUGGAGAUGGGCCCCGUAUAUUUGGAGUUUAAUUUCUGUGUUACAUGACAUUCAACAGAAAAUAGCCACCAAGAACAAAGGUACUUUUAAAACACCUCCGUUUGAAUUGUGUACAUUGGUUCAAAUAGUUAUUUUAUUAGGAAAAAAGUGACCUAUGAACUAACUUCCAAAUAUGUGUAUUGCACCUGACUAUAAAUGAAACUAGAGUGCACAAAGGCACUUUAAUACUCUGGGAACUGUACUGGAAGAUAAACGAAAGCAUGUGAAAUUGCACCUGAUGCUGUGUUGUUAAUUGUUUUUAAAAUCUAAAGUUCUACAUUUAUUAUGCUUGAGGGAUGAAUGUAUCUAGUCUGGUGUCAGUUUCUUUGAUUCAAGUGUCUAAUGCCGUCACUCGGUCUCCUCUGAUUUGUAUGUGUUUGUAAUUUCAUUUGCUAUUUUUGCCAUUAUCGGACUGCAGGGGGUAUUGUUAAUAUUACAUGUCUUUAUUUUAUAGGACAUUGUACUAUGCUAUCUACCAACUUUUGUAAUUUAAUUAUAAUUGAUAUUUAGGGUAAUUCUAAUAGCUGUAUAUUUGGCAAAUUAUUAAAAGUUUCUGCAAGU
Messenger RNA from Cygnus olor (mute swan), 6471 nucleotides. RefSeq names its product inositol polyphosphate multikinase (gene IPMK). Gene Ontology annotation, biological process: inositol phosphate biosynthetic process. The coding region runs from base 144 to 1388 and encodes 414 amino acids. Gene Ontology annotation, molecular function: inositol tetrakisphosphate kinase activity; inositol-1,4,5-trisphosphate 3-kinase activity. The transcript is spliced from 6 exons. The record is from RefSeq and is a predicted model, not a curated record. NCBI's taxonomy places the organism in Eukaryota, Metazoa, Chordata, Aves, Anseriformes, Anatidae. Gene Ontology annotation, cellular component: nucleus; cytoplasm.